Eruca vesicaria subsp. sativa (arugula) is the source of this 1720-nucleotide messenger RNA. The record is from the annotation of a GenBank genome assembly. Lineage: Eukaryota; Viridiplantae; Streptophyta; Magnoliopsida; Brassicales; Brassicaceae.
AUCCCACACAGACAUAUAAUUACCUCUCUUUUUUUUCUCACAGCGAACAUGAAUGAUUUCUGGAAAUAUCUUGUGCUAAUCUCUUCAAAUCUGGACGACGAUUGUGUUUAGUAGCUUUAGUUACUAUCAUAUAUUACUACUUCUCUCUUCACUCAUUCGUGUUAUCUCAUAAUCCAGUUUUAUCGCAUUUCAUUAUAAUAUCUUUGUUUCUUGGGUUUCUCCAAUUUUGUCGGAAUUUGAUGUUUCCGAGAUGAGUCAUCCCUUGAAAUCUCGAAACUUCUCGGCUUUUCCGUAAUUUCUCUGGUGGAACUCACAAAUUGAUUGGGCAAAAUUAGGGUUAGAGCGAUGAGUCACCGGCGUGAUUCCAGCGGAGAUGUAGUCCACGUGAUACCCACAAACAACCCUCCGCCGGAGAAAUGGUAUCCGAAUCUCGGCGAUACCUCCGUCUGGGCCACGGAAGAUGACUACAACCGCGUCUGGGCGGUGAAUCCCGACGGCGACAAUGGUCCUCCGAACAAGAAGACGCGAGGCUCUCCGUCGCCUUCAUCCGCCGCAGCGAGCAACCGUACCAAAGCGAUCGGGAAAAUGUUCUUCAAGACGAAGCUAUGCUGCAAGUUCCGCGCGGGGACUUGUCCGUACGUGACGAACUGCAACUUCGCUCACACGGUGGAGGAGCUUCGUCGUCCGCCGCCGAAUUGGCAGGAGAUCGUGGCGGCUCACGAGGAGGAGAGAUCCGGUACGGGGACUCCUCCUACUACUGCUGCUGUUGAGCCGAGAGAAGAGUAUCAGAUCCCGUCUUUGGUGUCGUCGACGACGGAUGAGAGUGGGAGAUGUUUUAAGGGAAGACAUUGUAAGAAGUUUUAUACUGAAGAAGGAUGUCCUUAUGGAGAGAGCUGUACGUUUCUGCACGACGAGGCUUCGAGGAACAGAGAAAGCGUCGCGAUUAGCUUAGCCCCUGGUGGUUACGGUGGUGGUACUUCUGGUUGUGGUAAUAGCAACGUAGUAGUGCUUGGUGGAAUUGAUAUUUUGAAGCCUUCAAAUUGGAAGACAAGGAUUUGCAAUAAAUGGGAGAUUACUGGGUAUUGUCCCUUUGGUGCUAAGUGUCAUUUUGCUCAUGGAGCUGCAGAGUUGCAUAGAUUUGGUGGAGGGCUCGUAGAAGGAGAAGGCAAAGACGGAGGAGUAUCGCCUAAUCCAGAAAUAAAGCAAACAGGACCAAACCAGAGAGGGCAUUCAGACACUACGACACUUGUAUCUCCAGGAGUUCCCCAUCAUGCAGAUGCUGGUUACCAUAGUGGAGUCGCAUUGCAACGAGCGUCUUGUGCAGUUACGCAGAAGCCUGGGAUCAGAACUCAUCAGAAAUGGAAAGGACCGGAGAAAAUCAGUCGGAUAUACGGUGAUUGGAUUGACGAUAUUGAAUGAAAGUUAUCUCUCCUUUUUUCCUACAGAUCGGUUAGAUAACUACGACAAUUACAAUCUCUUUCCUCGCUUUUUUUUUUUAAUUGAAAGUUUUGGUUGUAGCUUUCCGACUUUAAACUCCAGUGAUGAUGGUACAGUUUGUUUGUAGAGUUUGUGUAAUCUUUGUAAUGUUUGUAUCUCCUUAUGUUGUUGUAGAAUAUGACUUUUUAAGAAGUUAAAUGCUAUCCUUGUUUGUUUGUAUCAUUUUUGCCAAUACGACCAUGUAUUGUUUUCAUUUUAAUUAAAGAUAGACCAGUACUGUGAA